AUGGAAGAGAAGAAUCAGACAGGAGUGACUGAAUUUCUUUUCUUGGGCCUCACAGAUCAUCUCCACCAACAGAUUGUCCUCUUUGUCAUGCUUCUCUUCGUCUAUCUUGUCACCCUGGGGGGUAACAUAGGGAUGAUCAUUCUCAUAUGGACUGAUCCCAGAUUCCACACGCCUAUGUACUUUUUUCUCAGCCACUUGUCCUUUGUUGAUCUCUGUUCCUCUUCUUCCAUUGCCCCCAAGAUGCUGUGUGAUAUCUUUGCAGAGAAAAAAGACAUCUCUUUCAUGGGUUGUGCUGCACAGAUGUGGUUCUUUGGCCUUUUUGUGGCAACUGAAUGUUUUCUCCUGGCUUCCAUGGCAUAUGAUCGGUAUAUGGCCAUCUGUAAGCCCUUGCUGUAUACACUCAUUAUGUCCCAGAGGGUCUGUGUGCAGCUGGUGGUAGGGCCUUAUUCCAUGGCUCUUAUAAGCACAAUGACUCAUACAAUUCUCACAUUUCGCUUACCCUUCUGUGGUCCAAAUGUCAUCAAUCACUUCUUCUGUGACAUUUCUCCACUGCUUUCCCUAGCAUGUGCAGACACCUGGAUCAAUAAAUUAGUGUUGUUCAUCAUGGCAGGAUCUAUAGGAAUGCUCAGUGGCCUGAUCAUCAUGGUCUCCUAUGUUUGUAUCCUGGUGGCCAUCUUGAAGAUCCAGACUGCUGAUGGAAGGCAGAAAGCUUUCUCUACCUGCUCUUCUCACCUGGCUGUUGUCUCUGUGCUGUAUGGGACACUUUUCUUUAUCUAUGUUCAGCCUGGCUCCAGUCCCUCCCUGGAUAUCAAUAAAGUGAUUUCUCUAUUUUAUACUGUGGUAAUCCCCAUGUUGAACCCCCUCAUCUACAGUCUGAGGAACAAGGAGGUGAAAAAUGCAUUCAGGAAGAAGUUUGAAAUGAAAAAUUCCAUAAUGGCUUUGGCAAAAUAA
Canis lupus familiaris (dog) is the source of this 951-nucleotide messenger RNA. It is a transcript of the gene OR5G3, whose product is annotated as olfactory receptor family 5 subfamily G member 3. The transcript has a single exon. The record is from RefSeq and is marked inferred. Lineage: Eukaryota; Metazoa; Chordata; Mammalia; Carnivora; Canidae. Bases 1 to 951 code for a protein of 316 amino acids. Gene Ontology annotation, molecular function: G protein-coupled receptor activity; olfactory receptor activity; odorant binding. Gene Ontology annotation, biological process: G protein-coupled receptor signaling pathway; sensory perception of smell. Gene Ontology annotation, cellular component: membrane.